This is a messenger RNA of Biomphalaria glabrata, 582 nucleotides long. RefSeq lists its product as uncharacterized. The record is from RefSeq and is a predicted model, not a curated record. The transcript has a single exon. NCBI's taxonomy places the organism in Eukaryota, Metazoa, Mollusca, Gastropoda, Planorbidae. Bases 1 to 582 code for a protein of 193 amino acids.
AUGCUUGCGACUACAGUGUGGAUUGAGUGUGUAGAUGUGGCUACAGCGUGGAUUGACAGUGUAGAUGUGGUAACAGUGUGGGCUGAGAAUGUUGAUGUAGCUACAGUGUGGGUUGAGAAUGAAGGUGUGGUAACAGUGUGGGUUGAGAAUGUAGAUGUGGCUACAGUGUGGGUUGAGAAUGUAGGUGUGGCUACAGUGUGGAAUAAGAAUGUUGAUGUGGCUACAGUGUGGACUGAGAAUGUAGAUGUGGCUACAGUGUGGGUUGAGAAUGUUGAUGUGGAAUCAGUGUGGGUUGAGAAUGUAGAUGUGGCUACAGUGUGGAAUAAGAAUGUUGAUGUGGCUACAGUGUGGAUUGAGAAUGUAGAUGUGGCUACACUGUGGGUUGAGAAUGUAGAUGUGGCUACAGUGUGGGCUGAGAAUGUAGAUGUGGCUACAGUGUGGAUCGAGAAUGUAGAUGUGGCUACAGUGUGGAAUAAGAAUGUUGAUGUGGCUACAGUGUGGAUUGAGAAUGUAGAUGUGGCUACAGUGUGGGCUGAGAAUACGCAUAGAGAAAAAGCCUCCAUUGAAAUGGCUACACAUUAA